AUGGAGAGCCAGAUCGAGAAUGCUAUCGAGAUAGCAUGGAACCCGCAGUCCGAUCAGGCUCUCAAGCAACAGGCCUUCUCCUUCCUCGCCAACCUGAGGUCCGACAGGCAAGGAUGGCAGGCCUGCGUUUCUCUGUUCGUCCGCGAUCCUCAGCCGACUGAGGUCAUCCGCGUCGUCUGCCUCGAGGUCAUUAACAACGCCAUCAUAAUCGAGUCCGACCCGGGCCAGCUGGCGGCACUAAAGGAUACCUUCCUCGACUACGUCAAGCGGAGCUACUCCACCAACCCGGACCAGCUCGACUCGCCCACCCUCCAGAACAAGCUGACACAGACCUUGACGUUCCUGUUUGUUCGGCUGUACAAGCAAGGAUGGGAGACCUUUAUGGACGAUUUCUUGUCCAUGACGAGUCUGCCCGGGAGCGACAGGAGGGACAACCCGGCCGGGUGCGUGCUGUACCUGCGUAUCCUGCUUGCCGUCCAUGACGAGAUAGCAGACCAGCUGCUCUCCCGCCAGCCGGACGAGGCCAACCGGAAUGUUGACCUGAAGGACCUUGUGAGGGAAAGGGACAUGCAGAAGGUUGUUCGCUCUUGGCAGGAGAUCCUGGCGCAGUACCAGGACCAGAAUGACAAGAUCAUCGAGAUGACCCUCAAGGUCCUGGGGAAGUGGGUGCAGUGGAUUGAUAUCACGCUGGUCAUCCAGCAGGACAUGAUCAACCUUCUGCUGCCUCUCAUCGGCCGGACCAAAGGCGACACGGACAAGGUCCGGGAUGCUGCUGUCGACGCCUACACAGAAAUCACCUCCAAGAAGAUGAAGCCCGCUGACAAGAUGGAACUGAUUGGUUUCCUCGGCCUCCAGCAGAUUGUCGCGGAGCUCGUCAACAGCCCACCGUUGAAUCAGUACAGGGGCACGCCCAAAUACGAUACUGACUUGGCCGAGGCUGUGGCGAAGCUCGUCAACGUGGUCAUGACGGACGUGGUCAAGGUGCUUGAAUCGUUCAGUGAGGAUUCCGCUCCCAAAGCCGAGCAGCACUUGCAUGAUUUCCUUCCCCUGCUCCUUCGGUUCUUCUCAGACGAGUUUGACGAGGUCUGCUCCUCCGUUAUCCCCUCCCUGACCGAUGUCCUCACCUUCUUCCGCAAGAUCAGCCCUCUGCCGCCUCGGUACUCGGAAUUGCUUCCAAACAUUCUGAAUGCUAUUAUCAUGAAGAUGAGGUACGACGAGACUGCGUCUUGGGGCCACGAGGAUGAGCAAACGGAUGAGGCAGAAUUCCAAGAACUUAGAAAACGGCUGCAAAACCUACAAAAGAGCGUGGCUGCUGUCGACCAGAAUCUCUACAUGGAGAUCCUGAGCAACCUCGUUGCGAACACGUUCCAGACGCUUGAUCAGCAGGGCUCCCAGAUGGACUGGAGAGACUUGGACCUGGCCUUGCAUGAGAUGUACCUGUUUGGUGAGCUUGCUCUGCCAAAUUCGGGGCUCGUUGGGAAGUCUCAGCCCAACAGUGCUGCCGCGGAGAGGCUCCUGGUGAUCAUGUCGAAGAUGGUAGAAUCAGAUAUCUCCAACUUUCCACACCCUGCGAUCCUUUUGCAGUACAUGGAGAUCUGCGUUCGAUAUGCUGUCUUCUUCGAGAACCGCCAGGAGUACAUACCACGAGUACUGGAAAACUUCGUCCGGCUGGUCCACCAUGACCACCUUCGAGUUCGCAUGAGAUCGUGGUACUUAUUCUACCGCCUGGUCAAGCAGCUGCGUGCCCAAGUGUCAGGCAUGACUGAAACAGUCAUCCAGUCUAUCAGCGAUUUGCUGUCGAUCAAGGCCGAAGUGCCUGGCGAUGAAGCCGAUGACGACAUGUCCUCCGACGAGUCUGACCACUCGGCGGAUGCCGCUUUCACCAACCAGUGCUACUUGUUCGAAGCCAUAGGAUGCAUCUCAUCAACCAACAGCACCCCAGUCGAACAGCAAGUACUGUACGCUCGAACAAUCAUGGAGCCCCUGUUUGCGGAUAUGCAACAGAACUUGCCAAGAGCAAAGUCUGGUGACACGCAGGCGAUUCUUCAAGUCCAUCACAUUAUAACAGCCCUGGGGAUAUUAGCCCAUGGGUUUGCUGACUCGUCGGCGGGCGGUAACGUGAACAAGCAGCCGCCACCACCCAAGGAGAUCUCUGAGGUUUUCUCUCGUGUGGCAGAGGCCAUUCUUGUGGCGCUCAAGGAAUUGAACACUAACCGUGAAAUCCGGACAGCCUGUCGCUCGGCUUUCUCUCGCCUCCUUGGCGCGCUUGGAGCGACCGUGCUGCCUCAGCUGCCGCAGUGGAUCGAGGGCUUGCUUUCUCAGAGCUCAUCGCACGACGAGAUGGCCAUGUUCCUGCGCCUGCUGGAGCAGAUCGUUUUCAACUUCAAGGGUGAAAUCUACGACAUCCUCAACAUGCUGCUGACACCAUUAUUGCAACGCAUCUUCGAGGGCCUGUCGCAGCCAGCCAGCGGUACUGAUGACGAGAUCCAACUCGGCGAGCUGAAAAGGGAAUAUCUUCACUUCAUCCAAAUCAUCCUUCAGCACGACCUGGGAGGAGUGCUCGUGAGCGAGACGAACCAGGGAUAUUUCGAGUCCCUCAUCUCUUCCAUCAUGACGCUUGCCAGAACGGUCUCUCACAACAACAUGUCAACUAGCAGACUGGCUUUUGGCCUCAUGAUAAAGAUGACGUCUGUCUGGGGUGGCCCGGACGUCGCUAGUAUUUCAAACAACCCGUCACCGCCCACAGGCUCCCCAGCACCCCUUAUCCCGGGCUUCGACGGUUUUGUCAUUGAACGCUUCCACCCCAUCUGCUGGGAGGUUCUGAGGGACCCACAGUUUAAUCCGUCGGACGCACAGACCCGACAGGUCAUGAAUGAGAUCGUCCAGCUGGAGCAAACCAUCUACGCCAAGACAGGCGACACCUUCAUCAGGCACCUGCAGUCAAGCCUGUUCCCGAGCCUGGGAAUUGACGGGAACGAGUUCUUGCAGUGUCUGUCGACGGACAAGAAAGCUUUCCUAAACUAUCUGACGAGGCUGAGUGGGAGCAAGUAG
Molecule: messenger RNA, 3051 nt
Organism: Diaporthe citri
Lineage: Eukaryota; Fungi; Ascomycota; Sordariomycetes; Diaporthales; Diaporthaceae
Exons: 3
Coding region: 1-3051 (1016 amino acids)
Biological process (GO): tRNA re-export from nucleus
Cellular component (GO): nuclear matrix; nuclear pore; cytoplasm
Molecular function (GO): small GTPase binding; tRNA binding
Source: RefSeq, a predicted model, not a curated record